Molecule: messenger RNA, 1664 nt
Organism: Racocetra persica
Lineage: Eukaryota; Fungi; Glomeromycota; Glomeromycetes; Diversisporales; Gigasporaceae
Source: the annotation of a GenBank genome assembly
AUGUCGGAUUAUCUCGGUAUAAAUAUAGAAACAACCGACAAGUCACGCUGGAGACUCGAGGUGGAUCAUGGAAAGCAAACCUGGCAUUAUUUAGAAAGUAAUGAUGAGAUAAAAAAUUGGUCUCAAACUGCAUGCGAUCGUUAUUGGUUAGGAUUGUCCCAUGAUAAAAUUAAUGAUAAUCAAAAAGAAUAUUCCUCUCCAAAAACUUCUCUUGAAUUCGCAUACAAUGGAUACAAAUUCUUUAAACAAUUGCAAACUGUGGAUGGUCAUUGGGCGGGAGAAUAUAGUGGCCCUAUAUUUCUGAUUUCAGGACUUGUGUUUUCGACAUUCAUUACUCGUUUAUCAAUCCCUCAGGCUUGGAAAAUUGAAAUAAUCACAUAUCUAGUUAAUACCUUUAAUCCGGAUGACGGCGGCUGGGGAAUACAUAUAGAAGACCAUUCAAAUCUGCUAGGAACAACUUUAAAUUACGUUGCACUCAGAAUUCUAGGAAUGGAUCCUGAACAUCCCGUACUGGUCAAGAGCAGAAAAUUCAUACAUAAACUUGGUGGAGCUGUAGCUAUUCCGUCUCUUGGAAAGUUUUGGUUAGCAAUGCUGAACAUUUAUGAUUGGAAAGGAGUUAAUCCAGUCUUACCAGAAUUAUGGCUUCUUCCAUACAAGUCACCUCUUCAUCCGGCUCGCAUUUGGGGUCCAAUACGUGCUACCCAUCUCUCAAUGAGUUAUCUUUAUGGGCGUAAAAUAGCUGAGAAAAUGAGCCCGUUAAUUGAACAAUUACGACUUGAGUUAUUUGUUCAACCAUAUGAUAAAAUUGAUUGGUCUGCCGCAAAGAACAAUGUUUGCGAGGCGGAUAUAUAUUUUCAUCGGUCUCCAAUUUUAGUUGUUACUAACACGGCUUCAAAUGUUUGGAACAAAUUCCAAAGUUUAUUAGGUCUUCGUAAUAUCGCAUUAAAAAAAGUUUAUAAAUUAAUUAAACUUGAAGAAAUUGAUUCUAAUUAUGUCUCUGUUUGUGCAAUUGAUAAAUUAUUUCGUUUGGUUUGUGCUUAUUAUGAAGAGGGUCCAGAGUCUGAAAUGUUUUUAAAUAUGAAAGAUAAGGUUGCAAAUUAUAUAUGGAUGACUCCAAAUGGGAUGUUAAUGAAUUCUGUUGAUGGAUCACAAAUUUGGGACACUUCACUCGCAGUGCAAGCAAUAAUAGAAGCAGGAAAUGAUCCAGAAAAUCAUGAAUCAAUGAUUAAAGCGCUUGAAUUUUUAGAUGAUUCACAAAUAAAAAAUAAUCCAACAUAUAUGAAACAAUGUUGGAGAGAAUCUUCAAAAGGAUUUUGGAGUUUUAGUACAAGAGAACAAGGGUGGGCCGCCAAUGAUUGUACUGCUGAAGCUUUAAAAGCGAUAUUACUUCUUCAGGGUAAAUUAGAUUACACACCACCAUUAAUUAAUCAAAAGCGAAUUCAUUCUGCAAUUGAUAAUUUAAUCAAAAAACAGCAUACUAAUGGAGGAUUUUCACGUUAUGAAAACAUUCGUGGUUAUUGUUGGAUGGAGUUGAUAAAUCCUUCAGAACUUUUGGAAAAUACUUUAAUCGAACAUACUUACGUUGAAUGUACAAGUUCUGUUAUGACUGCUUUAAGAAUAUUUUCCAAAUUUGAUCUCGUGGACCAUUACGUUGAUGAUAUUGA